UCAUCUCCUGGGCCAUCUACUACCUGUACAACUCCUUCACCACGACCCUGCCAUGGAAACAGUGUGACAACCCGUGGAACACUGACCGCUGCUUCUCCAACUACAGCCUGGUCAAUACCACCAACAUGACCAGCGCCGUGGUGGAGUUCUGGGAGCGCAACAUGCACCAGAUGACAGAUGGACUGGACAAGCCAGGACAGAUCCGCUGGCCUCUGGCCAUCACACUGGCCAUUGCCUGGGUGCUCGUGUAUUUCUGCAUCUGGAAGGGUGUUGGUUGGACUGGAAAGGUUGGUUUCUUCAUGGUUUGUGGCUGCUUUUUUCCCCUAAUACUGAGGAUCUCAGAAUCCAAUAAGUGGGGGGGGGGUCACAUCAGACUUUGGGGCAGCCAGAGUCACAAAGAAGCACUGUGCAAACCAGUUCCUUAGUGAUGGGUCUGACAAAAGACAAAGUUUAAACAUACUCUGCAACACAGAGGCCACCAUACCCUGCCAUCUGCAGUUCCAUUUCCAGAAGGUUCUCAAGCAACAUAGGUCACAAGCUGGGAGAAGUUGGUGGUUUUAGAUUUGGUAGUUGCACAGCUGGACGUUUUCCCAAGCGUGGAAUGAUACUUUCUAAGAUAAAGAUUUGUAUACAGACAGGUUCUGUGUUGCAUUUAGAUCUCCAUAUAGCUGGAAAGCUGGAGCGGGGAGCUGGAACCUCCCAAAGGACUUUCUGUAAUUAAAGAUCAUUUUCUUCCUGAGACAGUGAAGCAAUGAUUAGGAACGAGCUUGGCCUGUGUGUUUUAGCUUCACACACUUGUUAAAGAGGCCAUUUUUUCUUUUUUCUUUUCCUUUUUUUUUUUUUUUUUGCAUUUGUGCUCUUUUGCAAGGACAUGUGCUCAACUGUACAGAACAAGUGAGAACCAAAAUGUUAUAUGAUUGUCAGACACCUACCAAGGGUCCACUGAAUGCCAUAGACUGCCCUAAGCAUUGGGAGAACAGAGAUGUCAGCCGGGACCUGUCCCUCAUGUAACCAGUAGGAGCUGUCUAUGGGACCUUGUGUGCAUGUCCACUUGGACUUAAACUCUCCCUGUUGUCAUUUGUGUCACUCAGAUAAUGUAGAAAUAAAAAAAAAAAAUAGAGAGAUGGGGGCUGGGUGUGGUGGCACACAUCUCUAAUCUCAGCUUUGCAGAGGUAGAGAUAGGUGGCUCUGUGCGUACCAGACCAGUCAGAACUACAUAAUGAGACAAAUAAACAAACACCCACUACCACCAAACCCCCAAAUUAGCGCUCACUUCUGUAACCCAAACACUCUGGAUGAGGAUCACUGUGAGUUUGAGGCCAUCUCUGAGCUUCACAGAGAGUUCUAAGCAUGGGGCAUGGCCUCUGGCUCUGUGUGUGUGUGUUGGGGCGGGGGUGGGGGGAGGCGUGGCGUGUCUUCCCUCCCAGAAUUGUGAGUCUUUCUCCUUGCCUGGCCAAAGACAGGCACUGGCCUCACGCACCUGGGAGGAGAAGGGACAGAGGAUAGCCAACAGGAAUGGGGGAGGUGCUAACCAGUGGUGGAGACUCCAUGGAGGGGCUUCAGAAAGGUGGGCACGCCUACCAGGCUAGAAAUCCAGGGAUGGGGCGGCUCCAGGAGGAGGAGGAGGAACAGAUCUGGUGUUGCGGAGAGGGGCAGCCCUGCAGUCCUUUGCUUGUAGGUGGUCUACUUCUCAGCCACGUACCCCUACAUCAUGCUUAUCAUCCUGUUCUUCCGUGGAGUGACGCUUCCCGGGGCCAAGGAGGGGAUCCUCUUCUACAUCACACCCAACUUCCGAAAGCUGUCUGAUUCUGAGGUGUGGCUUGACGCCGCCACCCAGAUCUUCUUCUCCUACGGGCUGGGCCUGGGGUCCCUGAUUGCUCUGGGAAGCUACAACUCUUUCCACAACAAUGUGUACAGGGACUCCAUCAUCGUUUGCUGCAUCAACUCCUGCACCAGCAUGUUUGCCGGAUUCGUCAUCUUCUCCAUCGUGGGCUUCAUGGCUCAUGUCACCAAGAGGUCCAUAGCUGAUGUGGCAGCCUCAGGCCCGGGGCUGGCAUUCUUGGCGUACCCUGAGGCUGUGACACAGCUACCCAUCUCUCCCCUCUGGGCUAUCCUCUUCUUCUCCAUGCUGCUGAUGCUGGGCAUUGACAGCCAGUUCUGUACCGUGGAGGGCUUCAUCACUGCCCUGGUGGACGAGUACCCCAGACUUCUCCGCAAUCGCCGUGAACUCUUCAUUGCUGCCGUGUGCAUCGUGUCCUACCUGAUUGGCCUGUCUAACAUCACCCAGGGUGGCAUUUAUGUCUUCAAACUGUUUGAUUAUUACUCUGCCAGCGGCAUGAGCUUGCUGUUCCUGGUUUUCUUCGAGUGUGUCUCCAUUUCCUGGUUUUAUGGUGUCAACCGGUUCUAUGACAACAUCCAGGAGAUGGUUGGCUCCAGGCCCUGCAUCUGGUGGAAGCUGUGCUGGUCCUUUUUCACACCCAUCAUUGUGGCGGGCGUGUUUCUCUUCAGUGCUGUGCAGAUGACACCACUCACCAUGGGAAGCUAUGUUUUCCCCAAGUGGGGCCAGGGCGUGGGCUGGCUCAUGGCUCUGUCCUCCAUGGUGCUCAUCCCCGGGUACAUGGCUUACAUGUUCCUCACCCUGAAGGGCUCCCUGAAGCAGCGUCUCCAGGUCAUGAUUCAGCCCAGUGAAGAUAUUGUGCGCCCUGAGAAUGGCCCUGAGCAGCCGCAGGCUGGCAGCUCAGCCAGCAAGGAGGCCUACAUCUAGGGGUGCAGCCCCCCAUCACCCCUACACUGGCACUCUGGACUGGCUGUACCCACACCCCUUGAAGACUGAAGAUACUCUCUGUCUCCACCUACCUCAAGGGGCAGGUCCAGACACCAUGACCAUGCAGAGAGGGGCGGUGGGGGACAGUCUGACCCUGGGUGGGCCCUGAGUGGGCAGCCGCCUCUGGAGGCUUCCGUAGAGGCCCCUUAGCAGGAGCAGGUGGCUAGCCUUUGUCACUGCCACUGUAGCUCCUUUUUAUGCUGCCAGAGAGGGUGAUAGCUGCGGCCACACGCUCCUGGCUUUUAGUCUUUUUUUUUUUUUUUCAGACUGUUGUCCUGUGCCCCAACUAUAGACUGUUAUCCAGACUUUUCUGCCCGCCUUGGCUCUGAACUGGUCAUGGACCGGGGCUUCGGCAUUUUGUUCAUGGCCGCUGGGAGCCAGCAGGCUCUGCCUCUUCCUUCUCAAUUUCUCCUUCCUGAGGCAGCUUCCAGGACCCACCCCCAGACUGUUCACAGAUCAGUGCGGAGAGGGUCCUCUGUCCCUGUGACCCUGUGACCCGGGCAGCUCAGUGUCCCCUGCCCUACCUCCCCAGGUGGCAUUAACAACAACAGCCCAUCCAGAAGGGUCCUGUGUACUGGGAAGGAACAAAAGAAAUCACAAGCACAAUUGCCUUUUUUGGUCACCAUCCCAGGACUUUCCCCAAGUGGGAGCUGUGGUCCUUCUGAGCUGCCCAGUUUGGCACAAACAAUGACCAAGGAAAUCAAGGUGAAGGUUCUAAGUCAGGACCAAUCCAGCUCACUCUGGUUUCCCUCUUAGACUGUCACUGCCACUCUGUUCUGGUGUCCCCCCUCACCUUUCUGGAAAACUUUCAGAUGUACACGCCCACUCAUGGAGCAGGGUUACUCCAGAGGCUCCGCCCACCCUACCCUGGCAUUAAGCUUCCCUUGCUAGCCUGUUCUAGUGGGGACAUCGCAUGUCCCUUCUGGCCUUGGGUUCUGUGUUGGUGAAGCCAGCGGAGACAGUUUCUGGAAAGUUCCAGAAGCUCUGUCUCUCUCCUCUGCGGAGAGGGUGGACUCCCAUGUAGCAAAGCGUAUGUCUCGUCCCGUAGCUUCUUAGCUUGAUAGCUCACAAACUGUGUUUAUGACUAAUCCUUAAUAACUAUGGUGAAUAACUGUGACCGUGGGUUUUUUGAAUCUCUUGUCAUUCUCAUCCAGAAGUGACCAGCACACCAGUUCUUGCAAUAAGCUAUCUCCCUCCCUCAGAGCAUUAAGCACACUGUAGAGAAUGCAGACACGUAUGCACAUAGAAAUGCACACACAUGCAUACCCAUCCUCACAUGUGGCAUUUAGCGUCCCGUGUGAUAUUGUGUAGGCAAUCUACCAGCUCUUCCCGAGGCCACUUGUAACAGGGUUGUGUGGCUGAGGCAUCUGCCUGCUCGGUGGAGACUCUGCGACUGACCAGCGUGCACAGAUGCCUGUCGACAGAGUCCCAGGUGUGGAAUGCAAGGACCCUCCACUGUGUCUCGUGGCCUCAACCCCACCCCACCCCCACCUGUGUAGGAAGCCCUUUAGGAUGAGGGCAGGAGGUCUCCUUCUUGCUGCUCGGUGUUCUUUGAUGUGAAACUGAGAACAAGUCUUUUUGAGAUAAAUGCAGUGUAUUUCAUGUUUGUAAGCACCUCUGAGAUGUUUGGCAAGAAAUCCCCUGAUUUCCACCCAAACUUACCUUAUAGAGCACAACGUUAAAGGUCGUACAAUUACUGUGAGAACUGUGAAUAUGUGUAACUUUUUUUUUCAGUUUUUGCCCAGAGGGAAGAAGAUAAUUGUAUUAUCAUAUAUGCUUUCUUUUUUUUGCAAUAAGGAUUUAUUCUCAGAACACCAAGUAAAUUUAUCUCUAUAUAAAAGUAUAUGUAAUAUAUGCCUAUUCAGACUAUAUACAGAGCCUGUUUUAAAAAAAUUACAGUAUUAUUUAGUAAAAUUAUCUGUUCUAUGGACCAAAUGUAAAAUAUUUAUACAUGAAGAUGUGUUUUAAAUGUCUAUCAAAUGGAAUCACAGCUAGAACACGGGCGUCAUGUACGUUUCUAAGAAUUUAGAGGAAAAAUAAUAAAGGUUCUAUGAUAUAUGG
This is a messenger RNA of Mus musculus (house mouse), 4885 nucleotides long. It is a transcript of the gene Slc6a1, whose product is annotated as solute carrier family 6 (neurotransmitter transporter, GABA), member 1. The transcript is spliced from 12 exons. Gene Ontology annotation, cellular component: membrane; plasma membrane; presynapse. The record is from RefSeq and is a predicted model, not a curated record. Gene Ontology annotation, biological process: inorganic anion import across plasma membrane; neurotransmitter transport; gamma-aminobutyric acid import. NCBI's taxonomy places the organism in Eukaryota, Metazoa, Chordata, Mammalia, Rodentia, Muridae. The coding region runs from base 1712 to 2764 and encodes 350 amino acids. Gene Ontology annotation, molecular function: gamma-aminobutyric acid:sodium:chloride symporter activity; sodium:chloride symporter activity.